AUGAGAGGGGCACCUUCACCAGAAUACCUUGCUACCCUAUUCAUUUAUUACGAAGACGGGCAUUUCAUCGAACUGUUAAGGAAGGUUAAAAAUGCCUGGGAAAAUGUUGUUCGAGCAGAAAAGGACUCGAGGAGUGGAGUGGUGGAUAGCAGGUUGUUACGAAAGAAUCAGGCUGUGGUAUGGAAUGAGGAUUGUCAGGCCGCUUUUGAAAGAGUCAAACAAUACUUACAGGACCCUCCUGUAUUACGUCCACCGGAACCGGGAAGACCACUCAUUUUAUAUUUGACUGUAUUGGACAAGUCAAUGGGUUGUGUGUUGGGUCAGCAUGAUGAAGAUGGCAAAAGAGAGCACACUAUAUAUUACUUGAGCAAGAAAUUCACAGACUGCGAACAACGAUAUUCAUCGUUAGAACGGACUUGCUGCGCAUUGGCGUGGGCUGCUCAUCGUUUAAGGCAAUAUAUGUUGAGUCAUUCCACAUGGUUGAUAUCCAAGAUGGAUCCUAUCAAGUAUAUUUUUGAAAAGCCUGCUCUUACUGGAAGGAUAGCUCGAUGGCAGAUGCUAUUGUCAGAAUACAACAUCACAUAUGUCACUCAGAAAUCUGUCAAGGGGAGCACACUAGCAGAAUACCUGGCUCAUCAACCCCUUUGUGAUUAUCAACCAAUGCAACCUGAAUUUCCCGAUGAGGGUAUCAUGGCCUUAUUCGAAGAGAACAAAGAAGACCGAAACAAAAAAGCAUGGACAGUGUUAUUCGACGGAGCCUCGAAUGUGAUGGGGCAUGGAAUAGGGGCAGUGCUUAUCUCCCCAGAGCGUCAGUAUAUACCAAUGACGGCAAGGUUGUGUUUUAGCUGCACGAAUAACAUCGCUAAAUAUGAAGCCUGUGCCAUGGGUAUUCGAGCAGCAAUUGAGUCUAAGGCAAAAAUUCUGGAUGUGUAUGGAGAUUCAGCUUUGGUCAUCCAUCAAUUGAAAGGAGAAUGGGAAACUAGGGAUACAAAAUUAAUCCCCUACCAGGCUUACAUAAAGGGAUUAAUGGAGUAUUUCGAUUCCAUCACAUUUAACCAUAUACCGCGAGAAGAUAAUCAGUUAGCAGACGCACUGGCUACCUUGUCAUCAAUGUUUGAGGUUGAUCAAGAUGCAGAAUUACCAAGAAUCGAAAUGAAAAACCAUGUAGAGCCAGCAUAUUGCCACUUCAUCGAGGAGGAGUUAGACGUCAAACCUUGGUACUUUGAUAUCAAGCGUUAUCUUAAAACCCGAGAAUACCCUGAGAAUGCGUCUGAAAACGAUAAAAGAGCACUAAGAAGGUUGGCUGGCAGUUUUAUCUUAAGUGGGGAUGUUUUAUACAAGAGAAACCAUGACAUGGUUCUCCUCAGAUGUGUGGAUGCAAAGGAAGCUGAGCUGAUAUUGAAAGAAGUGCACGAAGGUACAUUUGGUACACACAUGAAUGGACAUUCGAUGGUUAGGAAGAUCUUAAGAGCUGGUUAUUUCUGGUUGACCAUGGAAAACGAUUGCUGCAUACACGUAAGAAAGUGUGAGAAAUGUCAGAUAUAUGCAGAUAAUAUCAAUGUGCCGCCUGCAACCUUGAACGUGUUGUCUGCACCCUGGCCUUUUUCAAUGUGGGGAAUANAUGUCAUCGGAGCUAUAGAGCCAAAAGCGUCAUAUGGGCAUCGCUUCAUACUAGUCGCAAUCGACUACUUCACUAAGUGGGUUGAGGCUGCUUCAUAUGCCAACGUGACUAGAAAGGUUGUGACUAGAUUCAUAAAGAAGGAGUUGAUCUGUAGGUAUGGGCUACCUAACAAGAUCAUCACUGAUAACGGUCUGGUCGCCAUUUGCCCGAUGAAGCCUGUACAGCCGCCAUACCCUAGGGGUUAUGACGCAAAUGCCAGGUGUAGUUAUCAUGCGGGUGGCGUUGGUCACUCGACCGAAGGAUGCAUGGCUCUCAAAUACAAGGUUCAAGCUCUGAUAGACUCGGGUUGGUUAAAGUUCCAAGAGGACCAGCCCAGCGUUGAUACUAAUCCAUUGUCCGGGCACGGGAGUUCCUCAACGAAUGCUGUCGAAGUUGAAAACCAUGAUCUGAUAAGAGAUGUAGGCAAAAUCAGAAGUUCUAGGAGAUUCAUUUUUGAAGCUUUGUUGAAGAAGGGCCUAGUGAAAGGCGACUAUGAUAUGGGUAUAGCGUGCGCACUACAUCCGGAGGCCGGGCACUCUAUUGAGGAAUGUAGGGAAUUCGAGAUUUUUCUACAGGACUUACUUGAUAAAAAUAUGAUGCAAGUGUGCCGCAAGGUCAGAGAGGAAGAAGUAUUUGCACAAACUGGUGGAGAAUCUGAUGUGACUCUGCCCGAACCUUUGGUGAUCCGUUUCACUAGGACCACCCCUACACUGGUAACUGAAGGAAAUUCGUCUGUUGUCAUCCGAGUGCCAACUCCUUUCCCUUAUAAGAACGAGAAAGUCGUCCCAUGGAGGUAUGGGGCAACUGCAUUAAAUGAAGGAAAGGAUGCAAGUCCGACUGUCGAAAACAUAUCAGGCAUUGGUGGAAUGACCAGAAGUGGUCAAAUCUUUACACCACCAGAAUUGGAGAGAGAAAGAGCCGACGAUAGGGAAGCAACAAUGACUGCAAAAGCAAAGGAGUUCUUGAAGGGGAAGAACGUGGAGGCCGAAGAGACCCCCGACAAAGAGGAGAAGAAGGAAAUCUCCGAGGAAGAGGCUGGUGAAUUCCUAAAGUUCAUACAACAGAGUGAGUACAAAGUGGUGGAACAGUUGAACCGCAUGCCUGCCCGGAUCUCCUUGCUAGAAUUACUCAUGCAUUCUGCCUCCCACCGAAAGUUAUUGAUGAAGAUACUCAGUGAGGCUCAUGUGGAGCAAGAUAUUUCUCUGAACAAGUUCGAGGGCAUUGUUGGCAACAUUGUUGCUAAUAAUUACCUCACCUUCACUGAUGAGGAGAUACCUGUUGAAGGAAGAGGUCAUAACAAAGCCCUUCAUGUCUCUGUGAAAUGCUUGGAUCAUGUGAUAGCACNUGUCUUAGUGGAUAAUGGAUCCUCCCUGAACGUCAUGCCAAAAGUAACCUUGGAGAAGCUACCCAGUGACGGAAUGCAUAUGAAGCCAAGUUCUAUGAUUGUGAGAGCCUUUGAUGGUAGUAAACGGGAAGUGAUGGGAGAGGUAGAACUGCCAGUCCAAGUCGGUCCGUGUGUCUUUCAAGUAACAUUCCAAGUCAUGGACAUCCUCCCGGCCUAUAGUUGUCUGUUGGGUCGCCCAUGGAUCCAUUCCGCGGGGGUUGUGCCUUCUAUACACUACACCAAAAGUUGA
Vigna radiata var. radiata (mung bean) is the source of this 3294-nucleotide messenger RNA. RefSeq lists its product as uncharacterized. NCBI's taxonomy places the organism in Eukaryota, Viridiplantae, Streptophyta, Magnoliopsida, Fabales, Fabaceae. The transcript is spliced from 3 exons. Gene Ontology annotation, molecular function: RNA-DNA hybrid ribonuclease activity; nucleic acid binding. The record is from RefSeq and is a predicted model, not a curated record. Gene Ontology annotation, biological process: DNA integration. Bases 1 to 3294 code for a protein of 1097 amino acids.